Talaromyces proteolyticus is the source of this 2635-nucleotide messenger RNA. Its product is annotated as glycyl-tRNA synthetase. The record is from RefSeq and is a predicted model, not a curated record. The transcript has 2 exons. Lineage: Eukaryota; Fungi; Ascomycota; Eurotiomycetes; Eurotiales; Trichocomaceae. The coding region runs from base 267 to 2357 and encodes 696 amino acids. Gene Ontology annotation, cellular component: cytoplasm; mitochondrion. Gene Ontology annotation, biological process: mitochondrial glycyl-tRNA aminoacylation. Gene Ontology annotation, molecular function: ATP binding; glycine-tRNA ligase activity.
CACCAACCGAUGCCUAGCAGCAACGGUUUGGCCUUGCAAUUUCUGUAUCGAUCUGAUGUCAAGUACAUUCACGGAAAAUUGUUUCCCCGCAGAUUAGUACCUGCAAUGUGGGUAACGAGCGAAACUGUCAUUACAGCAGUUUCAAGAGAAGUGAGAACUUGGUUACUGUAAUUUUGGUACUCGUCGUUUCCGACUUUCUAGAAUUUCUUGCUGUUUGACUCACACCCCUCUUCCCACCCCGCCGGCCCUGUUCCAAUUUGUGGUGAAUGACUCAACCUCACUUCCCUCGACUACUCUCACGCACUCUUCGAAAUCAAUUACACACAAAUCGUCGCACCUAUUCGAGCAUCAAUUACGGACGUGGGAAGCCUGCGAAAUCUAGAAUGGCGACCCUAACGACCAGGGUCGACCAGGUCGUGGAUCGCUCCGUAUUGGAGUCGAUGCUACGUCGAAGAGCUUUUUACUUCCCUUCGUUCGAUCCCUACGGCGGUGUCGCUGGUCUCUAUGAUUAUGGUCCCCCGGGCUGCGCGCUUCAAGCCAAUCUCAUCGACGUAUGGCGGAAGCAUUUCGUUCUAGAGGAAGACAUGCUGGAAGUCGACACGACCAUGCUUACCCCGCAUGAGGUACUGAAGACGAGUGGACAUGUGGACAAGUUCGCCGAUUGGAUGUGCAAGGACCCCAAGACUGGCGAGAUUUUCAGAGCAGACCAUCUGGUUGAGGCAGUCCUUGAAGCUCGUUUAAAAGCAGACAAGGAGGCCCGCGGAGAAAAGGUUGUGGUAAAUGAGGAGGAAGAUGCGAAGAAGAAGAAAAAGAAAGUCAAGGAUGUGAAACUGGUCAAGCUGGAUGAUGCUGUUGUCAAGGAGUACGAGGAGAUUUUGGCUAAAAUCGACAACUAUGAUGGGGAUGGGCUGGCACUCCUUAUUACAAAGUACGACAUUCGCAACCCCACCACUGGUGGCAAUCUCCUUCCUCCAGUCGCUUUCAACUUGAUGUUUCAAACAUCAAUUGGCCCUAGCAGUAACAUGCCAGGCUACUUGAGACCCGAGACCGCCCAGGGCCAGUUCCUCACCUUCCAGAAAUUGCUCGAAUUCAAUCAGAACCAAAUGCCAUUCGCUUCUGCAUCGAUUGGCAAGUCAUUCCGAAAUGAGAUCUCUCCACGUGCAGGUCUGCUAAGAGUCAGAGAAUUUCUCAUGGCUGAAAUUGAGCACUUUGUGGACCCUGAAGGCGGCAAGAAGCACCCCCGAUUUAACGAAGUCAAGGAUAUUGAGUUGACCUUGCUAAAUCGAGAAGUUCAACUCUCUGGCCGGACUGAAGUUGAACGUGUAACUGUCGGCAAAGCUGUGUCUACAGGUCUGAUUGACAACCAGACACUGGGGUAUUUCCUCGCACGCAUUCAACUAUUCAUGCUUAAAAUUGGCGUGGACCCCAAGAAGCUUCGAUUUCGUCAGCACAUGGCGAAUGAGAUGGCGCAUUACGCUGCUGACUGCUGGGAUGCUGAACUUCAGACGAGCUACGGCUGGAUUGAGUGUGUUGGCUGCGCUGAUCGUAGCGCAUACGAUUUAACAGUGCACAAGGAGAAGACUGGGGCUCCGCUGUUUGUCCGUGAGGCCCUUGCAGAGCCGCGGAAAUUUGAACAGUGGCAAGUUGAUAUCACUAAAUCCAAAUUCGGCCCACGCUUUAAAAAAGACGCGAAGAAAGUUGAGUUAGCAAUCAAUGCACUUACUGAAGACCUUCGAGAGAAACUCUCUCUUGAUCUUGCUAAGGAUGGUCAAAUCGAAAUUGAUGUAGAGGGAGUUGAUUCUGGAAAGGUGGUAUUGGAGAAAGACCUCAUCAAUAUCGAGAAACGUACAGUGGUGGAACACAUUCGUGAAUAUACGCCUAAUGUGAUUGAGCCGUCUUUCGGUAUUGGGCGAAUCCUUUACAGUUUGUUCGAACAUUCGUAUUGGCACCGAACUGGAGAUGAAGCCCGUGGUGUCCUUUCUUUCCCUCCACUUGUUGCGCCAACUAAGGUGCUUUUGGUACCUCUUUCCAAUCACGAAUCAUUUGCCCCCUUUGUUAAAAGACUAGGCUUGAAGUUCCGUCGUGCUGGUAUUUCCAGCAAGGUCGACGACACUUCCAGUAGCAUUGGCAAGCGUUACUCUCGUAACGACGAGCUUGGAACGCCAUUCGGUAUUACGAUUGACUUCCAGUCUGUUAAAGAUAACACAUUCACUCUGCGUGACAGAGACUCCACUAAGCAGGUCCGUGCGAGCGAAGAUGAGAUCUUGCAGGCUGUAAAGUCCAUGGUUGAUGGAGAGGAGACCUGGACGGAUGUGCAAAAGCGACUCCCAGAAUUCACGUCUCAAGAGACCGACUGAAGAAUUAAAAGUUGCUGAUUGCUGUAGUCAGCUAAUAUCGUAUAUCAUCUUGAGAAAAAUGCUGGGUGUAAUACUCCAAGAUCCGUUUGUGUAGUCAAUAGAGAGUCUCAAUCUCAGUCUCGGUAAAUCUGAUGAAGAAAUGAGCACCGACGAAUCAUAUUGACAUUGUGGAAUGCCGUCAUCGAUUUGUGUUCUUAUUCUAUAGUAACCCGCAUUAUCAAAUGCUGGGGGCAUGUAGAUGGAGAGGCCCUAUUGGCCCGUCCACCAUUCGCAGUCAC